CAUCAACUCGAUUCUGAUUCAGUCGAGGUCUAGAUUAAAAACGUAUUUUUCGCAGUUGAUUUCAUUAAAAAUGUUGCCGUCAGUUGUACAUCUAUACGUUUUAUUAUUUUUUAUGACAAAGAUAAUGCAUUGCCAAUCGUUGUGUUCUUGUGAUAUACCGGAUUCCGAUUUCGCGUCUGGAAUCUACCUAACAUAUUACAAAUGCAAUAAUGAAACUCCCGACACAAUCGCCUAUCCUAUCACAGCGCCAAACGAUUUACUCGACGUGUUGGAAGAUAAACGGACAAUCUUUUAUGUUUUUGGGUAUUUGCAAUUUCCGGAGAACCCAAAUGUACAGUUAAUGAUGAAAGCACUAUGUUACGAAAGAACGGACAACAUUGUGUUACUCGAUUGGAGUAAGUACUCUAAUGGGACUUACCCCAUCGUUUUUCAACGUGCUGAAAAAGUAGGAAGUCUUUUUGCACAAAGUAUACGACUGCUUGUGGAGAAAGGCCUGAACAUAUCGAAAAUUUAUAUCGUUGCGCACUCCUUGGGCACUCAUAUUGCUGGCUUCGCGGGUAAAUGCAACAGCUUCAAAGUACCUCGCAUCACAGCACUGGAUCCAGCGAAUCCUAUUAUUUAUCCUAUCGGAUGUUACCUCAAGUCUGACGAUGCCAUGUGGAUCGAUGUUAUCCAUACGGAUAUGGGUGGAUAUGGUAUCCCAUGGACUAUGGGGACAGCCGACUAUGUAGUGAAUCAUGGAAUUCGCCCUCAACCCGGUUGCGAAUUAGUUGGCCUACCAUUAAGCCCUACUGAUGUCUGUAGUCAUCAAACAUCAGUCGAGAUAUAUGCAGAAUCAAAAUAUAACAGUUCCACAUUUGAUGUAAAAAAAUGUUCUUUUGUGCAAUAUAUUUUCUUCACUGAUUGCACUGAGCCGAUCGGUAUUGGAUAUACAGCUGCAAACAUAAGCGGAACAGUUUAUGUUUCUUAUGUUCCUAUAAAUAGCAAAUACUGGGCAGCUAUUUCACCGUAUUCAACAUAUUACUAAAGAUUUAUAGAAAACGUAGUUAAAAAGCACUGAUUCUGUUAUAUGUAUUACAGUAUUUUUAGAAACACCAGAUAACACAUGCGCGCGCUACGCACGCGUUAUUUGCUCUACCUAAAAAUUUGCAUGGUUUGAUAACUGCAAAUAACAUGACUGAAGCAUGUCGUGUUGCACAAGCGAAACAACCAAUGACGCACGCGGAAAAGCGGCAACAAUACCAGCGGUAUAAAAUGCAGUUCACACGUACACACGGAUUUUUUUAUAAGGGAACUAGCACGCAGCGCGCGCUGACGCGCGCGCCUCCACUGCUUUUCUUACUUCUCUCUUGGCAACUCUACCUAAUUGUAAGAAAAAAUAUAAAUUUUUACACGUAUUUGAAAAAUUUAUUUUCUUACUUUCAUUUUUAACUUGUUUUGUUUUUUUUCUUACACGUCUUUUAUUACGAUAGCCUAUCCUAGGCAACUGUCUUUAAGAACCAAUUGCAAUAAAUACCUGUUAAAAGUUCAA
Molecule: messenger RNA, 1531 nt
Organism: Vollenhovia emeryi
Lineage: Eukaryota; Metazoa; Arthropoda; Insecta; Hymenoptera; Formicidae
Product: lipase member H-like
Exons: 7
Coding region: 71-1027 (318 amino acids)
Molecular function (GO): lipase activity
Source: RefSeq, a predicted model, not a curated record